UGUAACGUGGACGUAGCAUAACAGCUGUGAAGUUUAAAUCUGGUUUAUUUGUAAACACAGAUUAUUUAAAUAUCUUCCAUUGUCUGCUCACACCUGACAACACCAUCGACAGUGAGGUUAAUCUGAGCAGUGGAGGUCGUCGCUCCAGCUCGCCUCCAUCGACAUGCCCCAGGUGGAGUGGGCUGAGGCUCAGCUCGCAGAGAUCGAGCUGCUGACCAGCAUGUUCCCCAGCGUGGAGGAGCUGGAGCUCACAGACCAGCUGGCCGUGGCUGAGCUCAGGGACUUUGUGGAGGGGUCGGACUCAGCACACACCCCCCCUCGUCCCCACAGACCCCAGUUUCUCAUCAAACAGAGGCUGGACACCGCAAACACGGGCAUGACGGACGUCAUUCUGUCCUGUGCUUAUCCAACUGAAUAUCCCAGUGUGUUACCAGAGAUAACAGUCCGGUGUGCUGGUCUCAGUCGGGCCCAGCAGACGCAGCUCCACACAGCGCUCAACGCUCACCUGGUGGAAAACUGCCUGGGGGAAGUGUGUGUGCUCUCUGCGGUGGACUGGGUGAAAGACAACCUGCAGCUCUUCAUAAGCAAGAGUUUAACAGCAGCACCGGCCCCAAAGAAAGAGGCGCCUCCCCGGGCGGAGGAGGUGUUCACCCGACUGUGGAUCUACAGCCACCACAUCUACAACAAGACCAAGAGGAAGAACAUCCUGGAGUGGUCCAAGGAGCUCGGCCUGUCUGGGUUCAGCAUGCCAGGGAAGCCUGGAGUCGUGUGUGUGGAAGGGCUUCAGUCCACCUGCGAGGAGUUCUGGUCCAGAGUGAAGGUUCUGACAUGGAAGAAGAUCAUGAUUCGACACAGGGAGGAUAUUCCCCUUGAUCGUCAGUGCAAGGACAGCAGGACUGGGGAAAGUGUGGAAUCCUUGCGCAAAUUCACAGGCUUUGAAGAGGCCAUGUUCGCCCCCCAUGGGAACAGAGGGAAUCACAUGGACCUUGGGCAACUCUACCAGUUCUUAAGCGAGAAAGGCUGCUGUGACGUGUUUCAGAUGUAUUUUGGCAUUGAAGGGAGGUAGGGGUCAAACUUGGAGCCGUGCAUUUGAAAGUGGUCGUUUCGUUUUAUGUGUGUUACGUGCUCACAACUGCAUCGUGAGCCCGUGGUCACAUGUGCCUGAUAAACUGAAAUAAACGAGACACCUUUUUUAUGGAAAGUUGCUCAGCUGUUCCACCGGGACCUCAUUGGAAUAAAAGACAGAAACAACAUUUCUGCAAUCCUGAGACACACGGCUCUUGCUCUUUGCAGCUAAUAGGCAUAUUUUUCAAAAAGAAGUAUUAAAAAGAUGUUUACCUGAGCAUUUUCUCAAGGACCUCAGUUCAAUUUGCAAUUUUAAUACUCCUAUGUGCCACAGAUCACAUCUUGCCCCAGGUGUUUCUCCCCUCAAAUGGCACCACUGUGUAUUGCUACCAGGCUAUUACAGGAUUUUCAGGUCUGAUACCGCAUUAAUAAUUGGACAACAUAGACAACAAUAUACUGGGUAUCUGUUUAUGAAAUCUGUUGAUUUUCUUUCUUCUUAUGAAUUAUAGAUAAAACAACCGUGGAAAGACUUUCUCCAAUUUUCUUGGAAUGAUUAUCUGAUGAAUUGUGCAGAGUUGUGGAUUAUACUCAAGCAAUUAAAAAAUCUGGGUAUUGAACAUGACUCAUAUUGAUAAACCCUUAAGACUGAAAAAAAAAUGACUUUUAUGUCUUUUUUGUUCCUCUGGGGUUCGAUGAACAUUUUAUAUGAUUCCGUUAGAAAUUAAUUAAGCAAACUAAUCCGCAUAUUGUCCUUUUAGUAUGACUCGUCCUAUAUGUAGAGUUUUUGAUUUAACAAAUAAUAGAAGUUGCAGGUAUUAUAUUGGAUUUACUUGCAAAUUUGCUUGGUGUACACUUGCCAGCAGAUGGCAGCAUUAUAUUACCAAAAUUGGAAAGUAAGAAAAGUUGUCUCUGAUUUCAAAACUAACACAUGGCAUAACCUCAAUGACCUCUGUUAGAAAAAUAUAUAGGGCAACAAUGAUUGUGUUUUUUCAAUUCACAUGUUAUCUUGAUCAAACGUGAGUAUAUAUAUUUAACUGUUGUGAAUUUAGCCUGCAUAUUUAAAGGUAAGGCCUCGUCACAGGAAUCUUUUUGGAGGAGAGUCUUUAACCUGAAUCAGUCAGCAGAUACCUCUCAUCAUAAAUGUGCUGUAUAUACUAAGUCUUCUGUCUUUUAAACAAUCAGAAAUGAUAUGAAUGUGGACAGACUCAUCAUUGUUCUCCCUUCAGACACCCAGAUAAUUUACUAUUUGUAAACUGUUAAAUAUGCAAGAGCUCUCUUUCCUGUAUUGUUUGGAUUGUCUGGAAAUCUGGUCUGUUUUUGUAAAUCUAAAUAUCACACCGCCGUGAUUUAAUGUAACGACUUGCUUCGUUUCAUAAUAGCUUUAUUAUAACAAGGACCA
Messenger RNA from Limanda limanda (common dab), 2464 nucleotides. It is a transcript of the gene rwdd2b, whose product is annotated as RWD domain containing 2B. Gene Ontology annotation, molecular function: protein binding. Lineage: Eukaryota; Metazoa; Chordata; Actinopteri; Pleuronectiformes; Pleuronectidae. Bases 164 to 1066 code for a protein of 300 amino acids. The record is from RefSeq and is a predicted model, not a curated record. The transcript has 5 exons.